Sparassis crispa is the source of this 1098-nucleotide messenger RNA. RefSeq names its product Anthranilate phosphoribosyltransferase. NCBI's taxonomy places the organism in Eukaryota, Fungi, Basidiomycota, Agaricomycetes, Polyporales, Sparassidaceae. The record is from RefSeq and is a predicted model, not a curated record. Gene Ontology annotation, molecular function: anthranilate phosphoribosyltransferase activity. Gene Ontology annotation, cellular component: cytosol. Gene Ontology annotation, biological process: L-tryptophan biosynthetic process. The coding region runs from base 1 to 1098 and encodes 365 amino acids. The transcript is spliced from 3 exons.
AUGAUGUCUGGAUACUCUCCGGAAACAUUCAAACCCCUCCUCGCCAAACUGAUCAAGACGCCAGAGUACUUUGACCCAGACGAUCUCCGGAUAGCCCUCGAGCAUGUAUUCACCCCCGACGCUGUCCAGCCAGUGCAGAUCGGGUCCUUCCUCACCGCUCUACACAUCGAGCGCGUCGAGCGGCGACCAGACUGCCUUGCCGCUGCUGCAGCCGUUCUACGGUCGCGCGCGCUCAAGGCCACCAUCGAAGGAACAGAGACCGAUUUCGUGGUCGACAUCGUCGGGACGGGUGGAGAUGGGCACAACACCUUUAACGUGAGCACGACCGCUGCCGUAGUCGCCGCCGGAGCGGGUGCGCGAGUGAUCAAGCAUGGCAGCAGAGCGUCGACGUCGUCCUCAGGCUCGGCCGAUCUCCUGCAAUCGCUCGACUGUUUAUUCAUACCGCCCUCCGCCGACACCCCGGUGCCUAUUCCCCGUAUCCCCUUCACCUUCAUCCUCGCUCCCCACUAUCACCCCGCCAUGGCGAUGAUCGCGCCCUACCGAAAGGCCCUCCCACACCGCACCAUGUUCAACGUCCUCGGACCGCUCAUCAACCCCGCGCGGCCGCGCGGCAUGGUCCUCGGUGUAGCGGAGCCCGAGCUCGGGCAGCCCUUCGCGCAGUCGCUGCGCUCCGGCGGCGUUGAGCGCGCGCUUGUCGUCUGCGGUGCGGAGGGGCUCGACGAGAUCAGCUGCGCGGGCGAGACGCACGCUUGGGAGCUCGCCGACGGGCGCAUCACAGAGCGCACGUUGCAUCCAGAGCAGUUUGGCCUGGCGGUGCACCCCCUGGCCGCCGUCGCGGGCGGGACACCCGCAGAGAAUGCGGAGACGUUCAGGCUGCUGCUCACGUCCGGGGAGGAUAUCCCCGAGCGUCUCACACCUGUGCUGCACUUUGUGCUAUUGAAUGCCGCUGCGCUGUUGGUCGUCGCUGGACUUGCGGAGAAUUACAAGGACGGCGUUGAGAAAGCUAUGAAAAGCAUCACUUCUGGGGCGGCGUGGAAGGCUUUAGAGACGUUCCGUGAUGUGGGGAAGGUCGCGCUGUCCAAGCUGCAGUCCCGAUGA